AAUCCUUGUUUUCUUUCUCCUCUCAAAUCUCUCUCUCUCUCUCUCUCUCUCUCUCUCUCUCCAAUACGAUGCGCUUUGACUGAUUGAUGUCUCACCCAAAGCGCUCGACCUGUAACAACAGCAGCAGCAGCAGUAGCCCUUUCUCUGUCAUGAAGAAAGCCAAAUCCCAGCCCCUUGCAUUCUCCACGGAAUCCAAGAACGGCCUUCAGCGCAUCAGCAACGAUGACGACAACGCCCAACCCAUGCUUGUUGACGACGAUCUCAAGGCCGAGGCCGCGGACGCAUCCUCCAUCGCCUUCGGCAUCGUUGGCUGCAGCAGAAACCCCACCACCGGCGUUGCCGCCAAUCUCUCGAGGAAGAAGGCUACCCCUCCCCAGCCCGCGAAGAAACUCGUCAUCAAGCUCACCAAAGAUAAACCCAAGCUGCCAACAAAUUUUGAAGAAGAUACAUGGACAACCUUGAAGUCGGCUAUUAAUGCUAUAUUCUUGAAGCAACCAGAUCCUUGUGACUCUGAGAAGCUUUAUCAGGCUGUUAGUGACCUUUGUCUGCACAAGAUGGGUGGAAAUCUUUAUAAACGAAUUCAGCAGGAAUGUGAAGCAUACAUAUCUGCAACUCUACAGGCAUUAGUUGGCCAAAGCCCAGAUUUAGUGGUUUUCUUAUCACUGGUGGAGAAAUGCUGGCAGGAUCUUUGUGACCAGAUGUUGAUGAUUCGUGGUAUAGCUUUAUAUCUUGACAGAACGUAUGUCAAGCAAACCCCAAAUGUUAGGUCGUUGUGGGACAUGGGGUUGCAGCUAUUCUGCAAACAUCUCUCUUUAUCUCCAGAAGUUGAACACAAGACUGUCACCGGCCUUUUAAGAUUGAUCGAGAGGGAGAGAUUAGGUGAAGCUAUCGAUAGGACUCUGGUUAACCAUCUCCUGAAGAUGUUUACUGCUCUAGGAACCUACACAGAAAGCUUUGAGAAGCCUUUUCUUGAGUGCACAUCUGAAUUUUAUGCUGCUGAGGGUGUGAAGUACAUGCAGCAAUCAGAUGUUCCUGAUUAUUUGAAACAUGCUGAGUUAAGGUUGCAUGAAGAACAUGAAAGAUGCUUACUCUACCUGGAUCCAAGUACGCGGAAGCCCCUGGUGGCAACUGCAGAGAGGCAACUUCUUGACCGCCAUAUAUCUGCCAUACUUGAUAAGGGGUUCACAUUGCUUAUGGAUGCAAAUCGCAUUGAGGACCUUCAGAGAAUGUAUGUUCUGUUUUCAAGAGUUAAUGCUCUCGAAUCACUACGUCAGGCCCUUAGCUCAUACAUUCGAGGGACUGGGCAGGGUAUUGUCAUGGAUGAAGAGAAAGACAGAGAUUUGGUUUCCUGUCUCUUGGAGUUUAAGGCCUCUCUUGACACAAUCUGGGAAGAAAGCUUCAGCAGAAACGAAGCAUUUUCCAACACCAUAAAAGAUGCAUUUGAGCAUCUCAUUAAUCUUCGUCAGAACCGACCUGCUGAGCUGAUCGCUAAGUUUCUAGAUGAGAAGCUUCGUGCUGGUAACAAGGGUACUUCUGAAGAGGAGUUGGAGGGUACACUGGAUAAAGUUUUGGUCUUAUUUAGAUUUAUCCAAGGUAAAGAUGUGUUUGAAGCAUUCUACAAGAAGGAUCUUGCUAAGAGGUUGCUGCUGGGAAAGAGUGCAUCUAUUGAUGCUGAGAAGUCGAUGAUUUCUAAGCUCAAGACUGAAUGCGGGAGCCAGUUUACAAAUAAGCUCGAAGGAAUGUUCAAGGACAUUGAAUUGUCUAAAGAGAUUAACGAGUCCUUCAAACAGUCAUCCCAAGCAAGGACGAAACUCCCAUCGGGAAUUGAGAUGAGCGUCCAUGUCCUAACAACUGGGUACUGGCCUACAUAUCCACCCAUGGAUGUUCGGCUGCCUCAUGAACUGAACGUUUAUCAGGACAUUUUCAAAGAGUUCUAUUUGAGCAAGUAUAGUGGGAGGCGUUUGAUGUGGCAAAAUUCGUUAGGUCACUGUGUAUUGAAAGCCGAGUUCCCAAAAGGUAAAAAGGAGUUGGCAGUGUCGCUGUUCCAGACUGUUGUUUUGAUGCUGUUUAAUGAUGCCCAAAAGCUUAGUUUUCAAGAUAUCAAGGACUCUACUGGCAUCGAGGAUAAGGAGCUGAGGAGGACUUUGCAGUCGCUUGCGUGUGGCAAAGUUCGUGUACUUCAAAAGUUCCCUAAAGGGAGAGAAGUGGAGGAUGAGGACUCAUUUGUGUUCAAUGAAGAAUUCAGUGCUCCACUCUACCGCAUAAAGGUAAAUGCCAUCCAGAUGAAGGAGACAGUCGAAGAGAAUGCAAGCACCACGGAACGAGUUUUCCAGGAUCGGCAGUAUCAGGUUGAUGCUGCAAUUGUUCGCAUAAUGAAGACUAGGAAAGUACUGAGUCAUACACUCUUGAUAACUGAGCUUUUUCAACAGCUCAAGUUUCCAAUAAAGCCAGCGGAUUUGAAGAAAAGGAUCGAAAGCCUCAUAGACAGGGAGUACCUGGAGCGGGACAAGAGCAAUCCACAGAUAUACAACUACCUGGCUUAAAUGGUCACCUCUCUCCAUUGAUGGACAGGAUGAAUGGAUUGCGCAAGGAAACUGCCUUUUCCCAGCACCCUGCUCAAAUGAGGCUGGUCUGAUGCUCGGCGUGCUCUUGUUAGAGCAAAUGUACAGGAACCAUGCCUAUUUGUUUCAUACAGUUCAACACUGUAAAGUAUCAUCUUUCAUCACCUGUAUUUCUUUCCAUUUCUUGUAUGGACUGCACCGUUGUGAAAUGCAAAAGAUAAAUGAACGGAAUGCUCCUUCAAAUCGAAGGUUAUGCUCUCAUUUAAAACAAUGCCGUCAUUGUGCAUAAUGACUGGACCACAUGGAAUUUUUGUUGUAACAACAGUUGAAGAUCCAACCAUGGUAAAUAGGUAUGGUCAACAUGUUAGACCACUGCAGUA
This is a messenger RNA of Magnolia sinica, 2941 nucleotides long. RefSeq names its product cullin-4-like. Gene Ontology annotation, molecular function: ubiquitin protein ligase binding. The coding region runs from base 87 to 2543 and encodes 818 amino acids. The transcript has 17 exons. Gene Ontology annotation, biological process: ubiquitin-dependent protein catabolic process; protein ubiquitination. Lineage: Eukaryota; Viridiplantae; Streptophyta; Magnoliopsida; Magnoliales; Magnoliaceae. Gene Ontology annotation, cellular component: cullin-RING ubiquitin ligase complex. The record is from RefSeq and is a predicted model, not a curated record.